Molecule: messenger RNA, 2394 nt
Organism: Rosa chinensis
Lineage: Eukaryota; Viridiplantae; Streptophyta; Magnoliopsida; Rosales; Rosaceae
Product: zinc finger BED domain-containing protein RICESLEEPER 2-like
Exons: 4
Coding region: 1-2394 (797 amino acids)
Molecular function (GO): protein dimerization activity; DNA binding
Source: RefSeq, a predicted model, not a curated record
AUGGCUAGAGGGAAGAAGAUAGUGGCUCGACCUCGACCAACAGCUUCUGGUCUUAAGGAUUCUUCCACAGGAACAUCACCAUCUGAGCUGGUGAAGCACAACAACAAUUAUUUCAGCAGAUUGAAGCUCAAGCUCAAGCUGAAGAAGGUGCAAGUCAACCUGAAGCUACUGCAGCUGAAGAAGGUGCAAGUCAACCUGAAGCUCCUCCAUCUUUUUGUUUGGGAGCAUUUUAUUGAAUAUGAUAAGAUUGAGGUUCAGAAAGAUGCUGAGGGAAAUGAUAUUGAGAUUGUUCAUAAACGAGCUUAUUGCAAAUAUUGCCCUAGGGGAAAGGUAGGAGAUUUUGCUGUGGAUAGUUCUAAGAAUGGUACUUCUGGUAUGAUUAGGCAUAUCAACCAAAAUUGUAGAUAUUAUCCACCUAAUGUGGAUAAAUCUCAGAAAAAUCUUGCUGGUGAUAAAUCAAAGGGAAAUAGAUUGACCACAGUAGCUUAUAACCAGGAUGAUUAUCUAGAAGCUUGUGUAGAGAUGAUUGUGAUUGAUGAACUGCCUUUUAGUUUUGUGGAAAAGAAAGGGUUUAACAGAUUUUGCGACAAAGUCUGUCCUCUAUUUGAUGUUCCCUCUAGAAGGAAACUAUGCAGAACCUUUCUAGGUAAGUAUGACAGUUCAAAGAAGGAAUUGAAGAAGGUUUUGAAGCAGUAUAGGUUGAGCCUCACCACUGACACUUGGACAAGUGUUCAAAAUGUCAAUUAUAUGGUGCUUACUGCCCAUUUCAUUGACAUUGAUUGGAAAAUGCAUAAGAGGGUCAUUAGUUUCUGUGUGAUUCAAAAUCACCAAGGGCCUACUAUAGGAAAGCUUAUAGAAUCAUGCCUUGAGCAGUGGGGGAUUGAGAAGGUGAUGUGCAUUACAGUUGACAAUGCAUCUGCAAACAAGUCUGCUUUAGAGUGGCUUGUUUCUAAGAUGAACAGCUCUUCAUGUUACCAGCAAAUAUUGAAUGGUAGAUAUAUGCAUAUGAGAUGCGCUGCUCACAUCACUAAUUUGAUAGUGGGGCAUGGGUUAAAGAGGUUGCAGAAGUCUGUGUUGGCAAUUAGGAAUGCUGUGAAGUUUGUGAGAUCUUCUCCAAAUAGGUUGGAUACUUUUAAGAAGGCUGUGGAGAGACAGAAAAUUCCAUGUAGGGGACUGGUGUGUUUGGAUGUCCCAACUAGGUGGAACAACACCUACCUCAUGCUAGAAGCUGGUUUGAAAUUCAAGAAGGCUUUUACUUUGAUGUUGGCGGAUGAGGAUAGCAGCUUUGCAGCUUACUUUAAAGAACCAGAGGAAGAAUAUGAUGAUGAUGGGAAUGUAGUACCAAGCAGGAAUAAGAGGAAUAGAGUUGGACCACCAGAAGAUGAAGAUUGGGAUAAGGCAGAAGUGUUUGUGGAUUUCUUGAGGGUGUUCUAUGAUGUCACAUUGAGGGUUAGUGCUUCAUUGCACCCUACUGUGCACACAACUUUCCAUGAUGUGAUUACCAUGGAAAAAAAUAUAGAAAGCAUGUUUGUUCUACCUGGGUUUGCAACUGGAACAGAAACUGAGCAAGUGUUGAUGGACAUGGCAGGAAAUAUGAGAUCCAGAUGGUUAAAGUAUUAUGGAUCAUUUCAUGAAAUUAACCACAUGGUGAUCAUUGGCCUAGUAUUGGAUGCAAGGUUCAAGUUGAAGAAUGUGACUCACAUCUUCACUUCUGAGGGUUUAGGUGAUGAUGAGGUGCAAAGAAGAACAUUGGAGAUUAGAAACCUUCUUAUGGCUCUCUAUGAUCAGUAUGUAAUUCAUGUAGAUGGAGGCAGACACAUGGUGAGGCAAGGCUCUCCAAGCUCUUCAUGUAGUACUCUUACAAGCAGAAGCAACAAUAGUAGAGGAGGUGUUAGGGGUCAGCUCCUUAAUGAUUGGAGGAAGGUUGUACAAUCAAGUGCAGAGGCUGUGGUGGCUCAUGAAGUAGAUCAAUACUUGAAUGGUCCAUUGGAAUUCAAUAAUGAUGAAGACUGCUUUGACAUCUUGUGUUGGUGGAAGGUCAAUGGCCCAAAGUUUCCUGUGUUAGCAGCAAUAGCAAGGGAUGUUCUUGCCAUUCAAACCUCAACAGUGGCAUCAGAGUCAUGUUUUUCAACAGGAGGCAGGGUUAUUGACACAUUUAGGAGCUCAUUAACUCCAAAAACUGUGGAGGGACUCAUUUGCAUGCAAAGUUGGAUGUUAGGUGAUGAAAUCGCAGAGAUCCAAGAUGAUUGCACCAUUGAAAACAUAGAGUUUUAUGAAGCUGUUGAGCAUGAGCAUGAAAGCACUGCAUCUAGCAAAAAUAUGUGUCCUGCUCCAGUUCCAAGAGCUAAAGGGAAGGGAAAGUCUGUUGCAGCUGGUAAUGUAAUUGUUAUCUAA